AUGCACGCCCCUCUCGGAGUACCACAUCGCCAGGUUGCCUGCGCAGAGCUCAUCGAGGCAAUUGAGGAGUGUCAUGCGCGCGGGAUGAUUCCCAAGUUCUUGGGCGCGUGUAAUUCCCACAAGCUCGCGCUGAACAUGUGUUUGCGGCAGGAGCGCAUCGACCGCACGGCACGCAACCGCGAGGCGAGCAAGGUCCGUACCCGGAAAAAGGAGGAGGCGUGGGCACGGCUGGACGCCGAGCGCGCAGAGGCGCAAAAGGCGUAG
Molecule: messenger RNA, 264 nt
Organism: Cutaneotrichosporon cavernicola
Lineage: Eukaryota; Fungi; Basidiomycota; Tremellomycetes; Trichosporonales; Trichosporonaceae
Exons: 3
Coding region: 1-264 (87 amino acids)
Cellular component (GO): mitochondrion
Source: RefSeq, a predicted model, not a curated record